AUGGUGGCGGCGCGGCGGCGGCGGCGGCGCUGGGGGGUGCUGAUGCUGCUGGCGGCAUACGUGGGCUAUCUAGGGCUGGGCGCCGCCGUGCUGCAGGCGCUGGAGCGGCCGGCCGAGGUGCAGGCGGCCCAGCACCUCCUCCGGGAGCACUGGGAGCUGCUGGCCAACCACACCUGCCUGCAGGGGCCCGCCCUGCAGCGGCUCAUCGAGGGUAUCAUCCAAGCAUACAAGAGUGGCAUAACGCUCCAGGGAAACACCACUAGCCUGGGCAGGUGGGACUACAGUGGGUCUUUCUUCUUCUCCAUAUCUGCAAUAACAACCAUUGGCUAUGGAAACCUGAGCCCCAGCACUGCAGUUGGUCGAAUCUUCUGCAUCAUGUUUGCACUUUUUGGGAUCCCCUUGAACCUUGUACUCCUGAACGAAAUUGGGCACCUGAUGCUGCUUGGGGUUCAGCACUGUGCCCGUCGCCUAGAGGAGGUGUUUCACUGGCAGAAUAAAGCUUCCUUCCUGAUGAAGACCUGUGCACUGGUAACCGGCUUGUUAUUGUUCCUCCUGCUACCUCCCUUGUUAUUUUCUGACAAAGAAGGCUGGUCUUAUGAAGAAGGCUUCUACUAUUCCUUCAUUACCCUCAGCACUAUUGGGUUUGGAGACUAUGUGAUUGGGAUGAACCCAGAUCGCACCUAUCCAAGCUGGUACAAGAAUGUAAUCUCUCUGUGGAUCCUCUUUGGGAUGGCCUGGCUAGCACUGGUUAUCAAAUUUUGCAUCAACAUUCUAGAGAGCUCCAGUGACUUCUGUCAAUGCAACAAGAAGAACAUGGAGAUGGCAGAAGAUUUAAUGGAUGGUAACAAAAAUAGCAUGACUGGACUUCAGAAUGCGGAGAUCUGCAGUGACAAAGACACAAAAAUGAAAGGACCAGUUGAAUCUCACUCUUACAGAGCUCCUACAGAAGCCCUCUAGGGAAGAAAAAUGUUUUUGGUGUCCUGUAGGUUUUAGUGCACAGAGGUGAACCAUUAGAAAUGUGUCAGUGGAGCUGUCCUGACCUGUGAAUGGGGUGAAAGUUCGCUUAUUGAGUUUGAAAUGCUUUUAUUUUUAAUUGAGCAAUGACAGAAUGUUUCAUUUCCAGCACCACCAAGUACUACCAACAGGACUCUUAGCUGAAAGUAGAUUUAAGGAAAUAUCACCUACCCUCCCACCUCAGCUUAUGAGGUAAUCUUUGGCAUCCCUGAGCAACACCAGCUGUUGUCCAUUUCUUUAUGUGAUUCUUGCAGCCUCUAGUUAUACGUAUGGCACUUUGCAAAUGCCACAGCCAUAAAAACAAGUGCCAUUUAAUGCAGGAAACAAAUGGCAUAUUGCCAAAAGAAAUGAAAAGCACUGUUUAAAGCUAUCUGGCAGUCAUGGCAGAUGUGCACCAUCACCUAUAUACUUGUGCUUGCAAAAGGUGGUAACAUGGUUUUGCUCUCUGAUCAUUCAUAGAGGGAUGGCAAUGAGGAAGAGCUUGUUGAGGUGCCUGAUAAAAACAGAUCAUUCCAUUUCUUAAAAAAUAAUUUCUACAUCAAAAGUCUGCUAACAGAAAGAGACUGGGUAUGCUAUUCCUUACUUCAGUCAGAACUUGUGUGUUCAUUCUUUGAAGUAUUUUGCAGACCAGAUGUCAUCAGCUGAAUGUGACAGUUCAUUUCUAUUUUAUCACAUUUCAGAUUUGUAUUUUGUCACAUCUUGGAAGUCAGAAAAGGAGGACUAGAGGCAAUUUUAAAAGUCAGUGGUUCCAACAUUUUCCUAUUGCAAAUAUUAACAAGGGCUACUUCAGUCUAGAAACUGAAUUUUCUUCAACUAUGGUCAAGAGAUGCUAUUGUGAUGAACUUCUCAUGUCAUGAAUGAUUAGCACACAUGUUCUAUCUAAUAUCCUGUAUAUAAUCACAACUGUCUUUGAUCUGUGGAAUGACAUGUUUAUUUGGUCUUUGUGUCAGUCAUGAAACAGAACUUAGUUGGGUCUUUUUAGUUCCAUUAAAUUCUCAAAAAUCUUUUGAAAUAGUAUGCCAUUUAUAAAGGCGCAACAGAGUCUAACUCCUGGUGCUGUUUGUAUUCCGUUAUCUGUUCUUCUCAUUUUGUAGUUCCUGUUGUGCUAUUUGCAUCCUAAGCAUUAACUUUGAAAACUUCACCAUAGCAGCAAAUCAGAAUGAAGCAUUUGGUUGAACCUUCAGCUUUUGCAAUGAACCAAGGUUCGAUGGGGUUCUUAGAGAAAAGACUGAAAACAGAGUCUAUUGGAGUAUGGGGCUGAGGAAUUAGAAAUAUCCAUAGCUAUGUUCACAGAAAUGGAGUGAGUGAAAAGUGUACAGUCUUCAGGAAAGCAAGUUCUGAAACAUACAUUGUGAAAAAAGUGUUUCCAGAAGAGGCCAGUCUGAGUAUUGAUAUCUGGUGGAACUGAUUACAGAAAAAAAUGUAGCAAAAGCAUCAACUGAAUGAAAUUCAGUCUGAUGACCUUUUUCUGAUUGCAUAGAAUUAAAUGUUCUCACAAAUACUGUUUGAAGGGGCAGCAGUGAUCAGGAAGGGAGGCAGUGGACCUCUUGGAUCAUACUGAUGCAAAAUAAAUACAUUUCAAAUUUUUGAACAUUGGGUAAUUUCUUUAAUAACCUUUAGCAUAAACUUUUCUGUUCCAUGUUUCAUCUUGCUUAUUUUCACUGAUGGAUACACAAUGUAGGUUUUAUUGGCCUACGUGAAGAAGAAAGUGUAUUUCUUGAAACAUGAGUAAAUUACAAUUCACUUCACAAAAUCUGAUACCCUUUAAUGCAUAUCCUUUGCACCCUUUUUCACAUACAAAACUUAGUAAGUAUAGGUGUAUUGUAAAAUCCUGAUACCCAGGAGGUAAUAGUUUCUGCUGUCAAAACGAUGACAGGGGUGACUAUGUUAAUCUGUUUCAGCUUUUACUUGAAAUGUCACAGACUCUGGGAAUUUCUACCAACUCUGCUAUUUGAUGAGAAUGCUUGUAGAAGAUUCGUGAAGAGUUUCUUCUUUUGGAUUUGAAUGUCUAUUAUAUUAAUCUCAUUAAUUAAUGUUCUCAUCUAUUUUUAGGCUGUGGGUGGGGUCUUCAAAAGUGCCUUUGAAGUUUAGGCACCCUGGUCCUACUGAAGAGCAGAGUUAUGUGUCUUUGGGCAGCUAAUGUAUAUUUCUGAGAGGCAAAGGGGAGAUGAACUCAAGGAAUAGUCUUGGAAAAAAAAAAAAGGAUGAAAGCCUUUUGCAGAUCUCUGCUUCCACUAUAUAUCAGGGUUCAGCCACAGACUUAGGCACGUGGCUGCGUCUCAUGGUGCCUCAUUAUCUGCCCCAGCUGUCCUUUCUGAGUCACAUCUUUCUGCAGCCCUGCUGGCCAGCCACUCACCACCAGCAGAGUCCUGCCACCCACAGUCUGAUAUCCCAUAUUUUAUGGGAGACAUGUCAGAACUGCUGGCAGGCCACACAUACCUCCAGAGCCACAAGUUCUUGCUUGGAUUUUUGCUCACCAAAAAUUUUAGGAAUAAAUGAGUCAAAUACCAUCUCUGACUGGGAUCUCUGACACUGAAUUAGCAUGUUGUCUCUUAUGAAUAUCCUUUUUCUGACAAUUCCUCUCAGUUAGCUUUCAAUGUGGAUAUUAGUAUAUCCGAGUCCCCACAAAGUGCUGUGCCUCUGGUCUUUCUAUUCUUUAUAAAGAUGUGUUGUGGUUAAAUGAUAUGAAUGUACUUGUUCCCAGGGGGAUGAGAAGAAAGUGGAGUUUUACAACAUCACAAAAACACCAUCAUCAAUGUGUCUACUAUACCAAAAUAUGAAAGGUUAUCUUCUCAAGGAUAAA
Vidua chalybeata is the source of this 3817-nucleotide messenger RNA. It is a transcript of the gene KCNK17, whose product is annotated as potassium two pore domain channel subfamily K member 17. Lineage: Eukaryota; Metazoa; Chordata; Aves; Passeriformes; Viduidae. The record is from RefSeq and is a predicted model, not a curated record. The transcript is spliced from 5 exons. Gene Ontology annotation, biological process: potassium ion transmembrane transport; stabilization of membrane potential. Gene Ontology annotation, molecular function: potassium ion leak channel activity. The coding region runs from base 1 to 957 and encodes 318 amino acids. Gene Ontology annotation, cellular component: membrane.